Molecule: messenger RNA, 1619 nt
Organism: Polychytrium aggregatum
Lineage: Eukaryota; Fungi; Chytridiomycota; Chytridiomycetes; Polychytriales
Exons: 1
Coding region: 11-1417 (468 amino acids)
Biological process (GO): protein phosphorylation
Molecular function (GO): protein binding; protein kinase activity; ATP binding
Source: RefSeq, a predicted model, not a curated record
GGACUUUGGCAUGGCCCGCACCAAGCAAGCGACCGCCACCUCCAUCACGAUCGACCGACAUGCCGGCGGAACACUCAUCUACAUGGCGCCGGAGAUGCUCGACCUGGAACAGCCCAGGGGUGCUUCCUUCAAGACCGAUGUCUUUGCCUUUGGCAUCAGCCUGUACGAAGUCCUCAAUGAUGGCAAGGAUAUCUGGGUUGACGUAGACGGUCGCCCGCUCAACCUGAGAACGAUCGAACGACAGAUUUGCAAUGGCCGUCGACCUCCCCGGCUUGGUCGGAUCCCUGAGGCUAUUUGGGCACUGAUUGAGAAAUGCUGGCACCAGGAUCCAACCCAGCGACCGACGUUCACCAGCAUCCUGGCCACUCUGGAACCGUACCAACUCCGUGCUCCUCCACAAGGUGUCGCAUUCUUUGAGCCGGGGGCCAGACUCGCAGAUGUCGUUGCUCCUGAAGGCAAUGAACCGCCACCAGCGUAUCCUGCCUAUCAGUACGACCAGCAUCCACCCGUGCAAGCGAACCCCCCGGUGCGUUAUACUCAGCCCGCCGCACCUCAGUUCGGUCCUGGGCCACCAAGAGCAGAAGCAGCUCUCCAGGACAAUCUCGCCAUGCUCCUGGGAGACGAAGAGCUAGAUGCACUCAGAGUGAAGGCCCAGAGUGGCGACCAUAGCAAAUUUCUCGAUGCUGCCGAGAUUCUGCUGGCCAUGCUGCAUCGAACAGAUCCAGUCUGGCGCGGAGCCUUGGAAUCGUUCCAGACAGCUAGCGCAAAGAACGUCGAGGCCACCUUUGCAUUAGGCUGGAUGCACCUCAUGGGCCUUGGCACGGCCAAAGACGAACGCAAGGCACUUCGUGUCUGGGUCGAUGUCCAGCCAUCCAAGGGCCUCAUGGGCAUAUUCACAGGACCAACCGAUAUCGAGCGGGCCAUCUGCGAUCUCAUUCCUGUACUCCGCAGAUGGUGCUAUGCUGCUGGAUAUGGAACGUUCGUGAACUGGACAAGAUGGAAGAACACCCCUGAGCGACCCUUGAUUGAUUCGCCCCACCACCAAAAGCUCGUCCGCUGGUGCACUCUGAGCGCGCCGACGGACCCUUUCUGCAAGUUUAUGCUGGGCCAGUGCCACCACGAAGGAAUCGGCACUCCGAGGGACCGACGGCUCUCCAGCCGGAUCUUUGAAGAACUCGCAAACGAAGGCUACCCUCUCGCGCAGGUGCAAAUCGGGCACUGCUAUUGGAACGGCUAUGGCGUGGCCAGAGACGACGGAUGUGCGCUGCACUGGUUUCGAACAGCAGCCGAUCGCGGCUGCGCCUGGGGGCAGAGCAGUCUGGGCGACUGCUAUCGGUUUGGUGUGGGUGUUCCCAAGGACCACGAUCAGGCGGAAGCAUGGCGCCAGCAAGCCGCACGCAACGGAUUCCCGAAUUGAUUCCCGAGGUGAUUCCCGAGGUGAUAUGUCCCAGGUCGUUAUCUCAGAAUACAAUUCAGAUCGCGUUACACUUUGCACGAUCUCAUUUGCCAGCGUAGUAUGCGAUGGCAUGCGCCAAGCUGAGCCGUAAGAAAUACAGUCGGUCCAGAAAGAAAACGGGACAGUCACUUUCUGGCUUCAGAUGUCUGAAGCCCGCUGACUG